AGGUAGAGGGGCUCAGUCUCGCGACCACGUGCUCCACGGACGCACGGUACCAGAUUGCACGUACAUCCGACGCGUUCUAAUCCCUGUAAUAUCGCAAGGUGUAUCCCAUUAUGUUAGAAUAAUCAUCUCAUGUGCUCCAAUGUUUUUUGAAUUUUUAUCCAUUUUUAUUUCUUUAUUUUCAUUCAAUCAAUAGUAAGGAACCGUAAAAGAGAGGAACGUAUACAUGUCAUCGUCGUCGUUCCGUGAUAUCUCUAACAGACAAACCAAAUUGCGUAUGAGACGAUUAUACUCGCGACGAUCGUUUGACUAACCACGUGCGAUAAAAAUUGUGCACGCUGCAGAUACGUACAUUUGUCUUAUGCACGUACGCAUCAAUUACUUUUCAUUUUAUUUAGAGACUGAAAAUUAGUUUUAUGAAAAGUGUUCGCACGUUCAACGUUAUACAGAUUGUACAAGUGAUUACGUCGUUUUAUGUGUUGCCGGAAGAAAUCGAUGAGGAUUAAGACUGAUCGAAGACACAAUCGAUAAAGUAUGUGCGCAUAAGAAGGUUUUCGAAACGAAUGUUAUACGGGUCGUAUACGUACGCAAGAAAGUGCAGGAGACGACGGUUUCACCGAACCUGAAAUAAUAGAUUCCAUUAUUGAAUGACGAUAAUUCUCGUUAAUGAAUCGGCAUGUUAAAAGGAACAGUUUUCAGAAGAAAUAAUAUCUUUAAUAGCGGAUAUGCAGGCAGUAUUUAAAUUAACCACCGGCUAUUCCCACCGCGGGUAAAUAAUCAGCACUUGAAUGGGGACACGUGUGUAAUUUAUAACUAGAUAAAUAAACUAAAUGAAAUGAACUAUUAAAUUGAAAUUAAUCGAGAAUUCAUAAUGAGAAUGUGAACGCAUACGAUUAAAUUCCUUCCAUACGUUAAAUAAAUAAACAAAUAAAUAAAUAAGUAAAGAACCAAAUAAAUAAGUCGAACCGGUUGUGAAACAUAUAAUCUUUAAUAUUUUUUAAUUCGGUUGAUCCGAUCAUCAGGAAGGACGUUCAUGAAAAUGCAUGUUAUAAGGUAUAAAAAAUGACGACGGAAAUCAAAAGCCACGGUGAAUAGGGGGGCGAAUGGACCUGGGGGAAAUCCAGGCGGCGGGGGUCGCGGGGGCGAGUGCUCCGGGCGACGCUAUUUCCCCUGUCAGGUGGUGGACCCCAUCCGCAACUUUAACUUCCUCUACGGUCACACCUGUUUCUUCAGUUUCUGCUAAUACCGACGUGAUGAAUCAGCUCUGCAGGGUUUGCGGGGAACCUGCCGCCGGAUUUCAUUUCGGAGCAUUCACGUGCGAAGGUUGCAAGUCAUUCUUUGGUAGAACGUACAACAACCUCGGUAGUAUAUCGGAAUGUAAGAACGGUGGUAUCUGCGUGAUAAACAAGAAAAAUCGUACCGCUUGCAAGGCGUGUCGUUUACGUAAAUGUUUAAUGGUGGGUAUGUCAAAGUCAGGAUCUCGUUACGGGCGUCGUUCAAAUUGGUUCAAGAUCCACUGUCUUCUUCAGGAGCAAUCGAACCAGGUUCAAACAAGAUUAAAACCUCCGAAACUGCCGUACGAAAAAUCGUUCAGUCCGCUGGACGCUGCUAACAAUAACAACAAUAGCAACAGUAAUAACAACAACACAACAACGUCGAUGGUUAACAACCACGGUUACAACCAUCACGAGAGAUUGCAACAACAGCCAAAGAGAGAACUGGGCGAGAUACAAACGCGGUCCGCGUCACAAGUCGUUGAUAUUUUGAGACAACAAUCCAAUUCCGACCCCCAAGUAUUGAGACCCCAAGAACUUCUGAGGCCGGAUCAUUCGUCGAGGUCGUUUCCCAUGUGGAGAGGACCUCCCUUCUUCCAUCCAGCUUUAACGCACAUGCAGUUGUUGAAUACGCCAUAUUUUCCGUUCCAACAACGUUUCAUGAUGCCCUACGUCGGUCACAUGAACCCUCCGCAGAUACCUGUCAAAAGUUUGCUCGAGAGUUCCUCGAGCGAGAGUGUCAGUCCGAGGUCAACGCCUUCCCCGAAACCUGAAGAGGUACUUCGGUCACCACCGGAAUUAGACAGAGCCGGAUCUUGCGACAAAAGUAUCGCGUUUCUCAGGUCGUUAGGACCGGAACAAGACGCCCCGAUCGACCUCAGUAUGAAAAACGCAACUGUCACGGGGGGUAAAAGCACGGGUAAUUCUGAACCGGAAGUCGCCACAUCGGAAGAAGAGAAAACAUCGGAUACCGAGGACGAGUCGAAGGAACGAGAAACUGAAACUGGGCCUCCCUUAGACCUGACCAGAAAGACAUGAUCUUUCUCAACGUUUCUUCUUCUUCUUCACUGUAUACUAAUUAUAAAAAAUUGUACAUAGACUUUUUUUUUUUCAAGUGCCAGUAAACCACGUGAUAUUUUAUAAUAUUUAUGUACGUACAUAUAACUACUAAUUACUUAGAUUCCGCAGUGAUCGGUUAUAAUUAUUUUCACAUCAUGCGACGAAAUAUGUAUAUUUUCUUUUACAUUUUUCUUCCUGCACAGCAAAGUGAUGAAAAUUCGCCAGUCUCGCGUAUUCGAUGGCCAGUGUUUUUUUUUUCUUAUUAUUUUCUUCAAAUAAAUAAUUUAUACGAGCGAGUGGAAGCUGUUUAAUUUAUACACCGUCUAUUGAAUUACUUUAAUAAUUUUAUAAAUUAUUACGAUUAGGUAUGAAAGCGUAAUACUCGUUACAAUUUAUAGGCCAGUACAAAAGUAUAAGACAAAAAAAAAAAAAAAAAGAAACAAACUCGAAAACGAAAUUUGAAUGCACAGAAAAAAGGAAAAGCAAUGCUGUAUAUAAACGUGCGUAUGUAUUAUAUGAAAAACUAAUUGAAUGUAAAUAUCAUAAUAUAGUUAAAUUUAUUAAUAAGUGGAAUAAAAAUUAUGACACAUUAUCGCAGUACGUAAUCACACAUAAAAUUUAGUCGAAUUUUUCUUUCUCUCACAAGGAUUUCAAAUAUAUGUAUCUAUGGCGUAAUUUUGAUUACGAUCGGAUCCUGAUUCUACAAAUCAAGCCGAAUAUUCAGUUGGGUAAUGAGUCAUCGAUAUAUUCGAGGAUGUAGCAAGAAAAAAGAGAUAAUAAAAUAAAAUAAUGAAGAGCGAUAAUUUUCGUUUUGCCU
This is a messenger RNA of Athalia rosae (coleseed sawfly), 3147 nucleotides long. Its product is annotated as nuclear receptor subfamily 1 group D member 2-like. NCBI's taxonomy places the organism in Eukaryota, Metazoa, Arthropoda, Insecta, Hymenoptera, Athaliidae. The coding region runs from base 1101 to 2309 and encodes 402 amino acids. The transcript has 3 exons. Gene Ontology annotation, biological process: regulation of DNA-templated transcription. The record is from RefSeq and is a predicted model, not a curated record. Gene Ontology annotation, molecular function: sequence-specific DNA binding; DNA-binding transcription factor activity; zinc ion binding.